GCACUUCCUGCGAGGCCUCCGCGCAGCCCGUGGCCGAGCCGAGCGACCCGAGCCCCUCCAAGGCGUUCGCCAUGGUGGACGAGCUGGUGCUGCUGCUGCACGCGCUGCUGAUGCGGCACCGGGCCCUGAGCAUCGAGAACAGCCAGCUAAUGGAGCAGCUGCGGCUGCUGGUGUGCGAGAGAGCCAGCCUGCUGCGCCAGGUACGUCCGCCCAGCUGCCCGGUGCCCUUCCCCGAGACGUUUAGCGGCGAGAGCGCCCGGCUCCCCGAGUUUAUCGUGCAGACGACGUCCUACAUGCUUGUCAACGAGAACCGAUUCUGCAACGACGCCAUGAAGGUAGCCUUCCUAAUUAGCCUCCUGACCGGGGAAGCGGAAGAGUGGGUGGUUCCUUACAUCGAGCUGGAUAGCCCCAUCCUAGGAGAUUACCAGGCCUUCCUCGAUGAGCUGAAGCAGUGUUUCGGUUGGGACGAUGAUGAAGAUGAUGAUGAUGACGACGACGACGACGACGACGACGAUGACGAUGAGGAAGACGACUAUUACUAGGCCCGGAGCCCCUCGGGCCUGGGGGGAGGGCUUUGCACGCUGCCACCCUCCUCACCCUCCUCUCCUGAGCCGCCGCGCUUACCCUUGUCCCCUGUCCUCCUUGGUCACCUUCCCUCUCCCUGCCCUUCGGUUCUCUGGUUCUCUCUUCAUCCCCCGUAGUGCUUGUCUUUGUUCCAGGAAUAGUGCUCCAAUAACCUGCUGCUGGGGCGGGGGUAUCCCUAGGCACCUCCCCACCGCCCGUUCUGGCCAGCCCCAGGACCCUCCCUGUCAAUUUGGCAUGUCGCCUGAACCCCAGCUGUAGGCCAGGCCCAGGUGACAAAUUGGACAGACCACCCACAGUCCCGCUGCUGCCACUCACCCGACUGCCAGGUCUGCAUCUGCCCAGAGACCUAAGCUGCCAUCUACGGCUUCCCACUGACGUCCACCACCUUUGGAGCUAAGGACCAACUUAGAAGAUGCCUGAGUUGGGUGCACCUCCUUGAACACUGAUUUGGACAAUUCACUGACCCUUGCAAAGACAAGCCUUUCAGCCUGGUUAGUUCCCUGCCUAUUCCCAGCAUCUCCCCUGCCCCACCAGGUGGCUGCUGGGGUCUGGCCACCAAAUUGGGACAUUUCUUCUCUCCUCCGCAUCAGUUGUGCACAGCUGUUGUUUUUCUUUCAAAAUUGCAGCAGUCCUGCAGAUGCGUGCAUUUGGACAACAAAAUACAAAAACCAAAACAGACAAACAAAUAAACAAAGACAGGUACUCAGCCCAA
Messenger RNA from Loxodonta africana (African savanna elephant), 1297 nucleotides. RefSeq names its product LDOC1 regulator of NFKB signaling (gene LDOC1). Bases 72 to 542 code for a protein of 156 amino acids. The transcript has a single exon. The record is from RefSeq and is a predicted model, not a curated record. NCBI's taxonomy places the organism in Eukaryota, Metazoa, Chordata, Mammalia, Proboscidea, Elephantidae.